Messenger RNA from Belonocnema kinseyi, 744 nucleotides. RefSeq lists its product as uncharacterized. The coding region runs from base 50 to 562 and encodes 170 amino acids. The record is from RefSeq and is a predicted model, not a curated record. The transcript has 10 exons. Lineage: Eukaryota; Metazoa; Arthropoda; Insecta; Hymenoptera; Cynipidae.
UUUGUAAAUCUUAGUUUCUGGUGAAACAAGGCAAAAAAUUCAGUUAGAGAUGAUUUUUCAUAUAUUCUUCUUAUCUUUGUUCUUCGUGCAAUCAUUUUGCGAAGAAUUUCCAAGAAGAUUUUGUAAGAGUACAGACGUAGAAUGUAUGCGGAACAAGCGAACUUGGGCUUGGGCGGAUUCCAUUCUGAACAAGAGGAUACGUCGUCCAAACGAAGACGCUAUUUCUGCUAGAAGGAUGACAGACGACUUACCACUUGCAGAUGAUAUAUUACACGACAUUACAUCCAAGUUAGAUGAUCUUCCUUCUAUCGUAAACCUUUCGGAUGAUUCGUCUGAUUUUAGCGAACCCGUCGAACGUCCUGAGGCAGUGGCUUGUCCAGGGUUGAAUAAUCACGGAGCAUUUGUGAAAGAACACCCACAUAUUUUGCAUAAUAUCCCAAUGAAUAAGAAGGUGGUUAAAAAUUCUGUUUCUGAUGAUGAUCAUGCAAAUAAUGAAAAUUAUGAAUCCAUUCGUAAACUGAUUGUUCCUGAAAAUAGAAUUGGAGGGGGACCUUAUGGUUAGAGUAUAAACGAGGAAUCACUAUUUCCCGGAAAACCACCCAUAUGAUGACAAACUGAUCUCUGAACUAAGAUUUAAUUAAAUUUAAUAAGUUUGGCUUAAGAUAUCUAAAAAAUGAAUGAAGCUCACUAUUAUGCAUUGUAUAAAAAAUACCUGAAAUAUAUUAACCAUUUAGAGAUUCAAAA